This is a messenger RNA of Nycticebus coucang (slow loris), 438 nucleotides long. Its product is annotated as cytochrome c, somatic-like. Gene Ontology annotation, molecular function: heme binding; electron transfer activity. The transcript has a single exon. The coding region runs from base 22 to 339 and encodes 105 amino acids. Gene Ontology annotation, biological process: mitochondrial electron transport, cytochrome c to oxygen; mitochondrial electron transport, ubiquinol to cytochrome c. Gene Ontology annotation, cellular component: mitochondrial intermembrane space. The record is from RefSeq and is a predicted model, not a curated record. Lineage: Eukaryota; Metazoa; Chordata; Mammalia; Primates; Lorisidae.
CAACCAAAGAGAGAAUUAAAUAUGGGUGAUAUUGAGAAAGGCAAGAAGAUUUUUGUUCAGAAGUGUGCCCAGUGCCAUACUGUGGAAAAAGGAGGUAAGCACAAGAAUGGGCCAAAUCUCCAUGGUCUCUUUGGGAGGAAGACAGGUCAGGCUUCUGGCUUCUCUUGCACAGAUGCCAAUAAGAACAAAGGCAUAACCUGGGGAGAGGAUACACUGAUGGAGUAUUUGGAGAAUCCCAAGAAGUACAUCCCUGGAACAAAAAUGAUCUUCACUGGCAUUAAGAAGAAGGGAGAAAGGGCAGACUUGAUAGGUUAUCUCAAAAAAGCUACAAAUGAGUAAUAGACGGCCAUUGCCUUAUUUAUUACAAAAGAGAAAUAUCUCACGGCUUUUUUUUUUAUGUGUACCAAUAUUUGAUUGGUCUCAUUUACCAGAAUUCAG